AUGUCUCCCCAUCAAGACAACUAUCAACACUUGCCGGCGAAUAUCGGUGUGUUCCACUCCGAGCGCCUCCUCGACUUUUCUGACGAAAGUAUCAAUAUUGGCGUUCAAAAAUCACAGAAACAACUUGCAUGCGCAAAAUUUCAUACCCAAAAGCUACGAUGUGUUCGGAAGUCAUCUGGUGAACAUGCCUGUGAUCGUUGCCAGGCUACCAACGUCGAGUGCGUUGCCAGACAGCUACAGCGUAUGGGCAGACCAGCAGACUACUGUCGCCGCAAGAAUCAUAAUGGCAGCGCCAGCAUAAAUGGUGCUCGGUACAAAAAUAAAUACCAAUAUGGCGGUGCAAGUCGUAAAAUUGUUAGCACGACAAGUUCCGGGAGUGAAUCGAGACAUUUGUCCGUGGUGGAUAGUGAUUGCGGGGUUGUAGCGUUGUCUCCUUCAGCUGACGGUGACUCCACAUCUAGCUGUAGGGGUGCCGGCGCUGGUGUUGAAUUCGCUGAACUAUCUCCGAAUAAUAUUGGUGUUGCCAUGUGCCCGCCUGUGGACGUAUCUGUGGAGAAAAACAAAAACGUGGGUAAAAGUAGCAGCAAUGAUAGCAGCAGCAGUACUAUUGUGACACAAAUCACUCCAACCUCAUACACGGGUUCGGAUCUUGAUAUUUGGUCGUCGUGGGCAGUCCCAAAUCAACUAAAUUCUUAUGCGAAUUCUCCCUUUGCUGGGCUAGAAAAUUCAAACUCUUUGUUCCCACAGUACAACGAUUUGCCGGCAAGCUUCUUUGCUCAUGGUGUUGAUACGACUAUCAUCGGAGCAAGCACAGAACCAGAUAGCAUCACAGAUUUACAGUCACAACUUGACGAUACGCCCAACGAUCCAGUCGAACAACUCACCAAGCUACACCUCGAAUUAUAUCGCUGUCUCACCUCUGUCAAAGCCCAAUUAUUCCAAACCACAGAACGAUUCAUCGAUGCCUUAACAAGCUAUGUCGACAAGAACCUACCUCCAAGCAAUACUGAAGCCGUGUCAGCUAGCCUCAUCAGCAGUUCAGAUAACCAGGAGCUAAUGACCACCGACGAAGCCGACACAGCCACAGGUCUCAUGAUCUGCGUCUCCUCCAAAUUUUCGACGUCGUGGUCUUCAUCAUUGAAACCCACCGCGAUUUCCAAUGUCCAGGGAAGUUAUGUCGAGAUACGCUUUGGGUCUUUCGCAGCUAAAACUGAUCGCAUGCUCUCGGCCCGCUUGCUCGGUCAAUAUUUACUGCAUCUUCUUUGUGGAAUUUCUGAGGCAGUUAAAAAAGCUAUCGCCUCCCGCCAGCCGUAUGCUCGUGCGAUUGUCGAUGCGCGGAGAGUGGAGGCGAAGUUAAAAGAGCGCAUUGCGAUUACAUUCCACGAUCCUUGAGGGAAAAGAAUUUGUUUAGACAAGCAUCUCGUUUUUGGAUCGAAGAACUUCCGUUGAGGUAGAUCCAAGGACUUGAGAGAGGUUGAAAUGUUCGUCAGAUGAUGCAUCUUUUGCGCAAAGGGUAUUCUACGGGAUACUGCAAGGCCGAAAAUGCUGGGAAGAGCGUAACAUCUUGUUUAGAAUUUAUUUAUUUCUACCUUUCAUCUUAUGCUAGUGCUCAACGAAUUCCUAGGAUUCAAUCUGUUCAAAUUCUAUGUGAUCUCAACCCAUUUAGUUGUUA
Molecule: messenger RNA, 1672 nt
Organism: Botrytis byssoidea
Lineage: Eukaryota; Fungi; Ascomycota; Leotiomycetes; Helotiales; Sclerotiniaceae
Exons: 3
Coding region: 1-1392 (463 amino acids)
Source: RefSeq, a predicted model, not a curated record